Messenger RNA from Didymodactylos carnosus, 1255 nucleotides. Lineage: Eukaryota; Metazoa; Rotifera; Eurotatoria; Philodinida; Philodinidae. The record is from the annotation of a GenBank genome assembly.
AUAGGUUGUCGACUAUGCUGAAUCUCGUGGCAACAUUUGUUUUUCAAAAAAGUUCCAAAAACCUAUUAUUAGCUGAAGUAUCCUAUAUUUUCCUAUUUUUGAAUAAAAUCUAGAAAUUCAUAACCUAAUCAAGAUCUAUCUGAUAUAGUCUACUUGUCUAAACUAUCUGUGCUGGAAAUGCUUCAGAUUCAUCUAUCGAUUGUUCAAAUCUAGCAUAUGAAAAUGUUUUUUUUUCACUUUUUUCUCAUCCAUUUCUGCUGGAAAUGACAGCAUAUAUACUUUCGAAGAUGGUGAUCAUGAUUCUGAAAUUAUAUUUUUCAUCUAAUGCAUUAGCUCGGAAGAAAAAAGCACACUUUACUUUUUACGGUGUAUGGUGGCAACCUAGUCUUUCAAUUUCAUAGAGAAACAUUGAGUAUUAGAGAAAUGGGAUGAAAACAUUGAAACACACAUGAUUACAUCGUGUUACGUCACUCGUGGCACUGGCAUUAUGACUACGUACUCCUAUUCGCCCAGGAUUUAUUUAUUCAUUAGAUUUCACACAGCCACAAAGAUUGGACACAUUCAUUGUUGUUUAAGAUGAACGAGUUUUAAAAAAGACAGGGUCUACAAUAUUUUAGUCCUUUUUUUGAUUGUUGAAGUUUUCAAAAGUUUUAUGACUUCAGUUUCAAAAUAUCACUCUGUAGCAGAACCUUAGAAGUGAAGUAUAAUAAUGUAUUAACCGAUACGUAAAUAAAAAAACAUAUUUUAUAAACUAACUAUCACAAGAUCAAGGUUAAACUAACAUCAUGUUCUAUUAGUUAUUUGAAGAUAUAUUACUCAAUGAGUUAUAAAAAGAAAGGCAAAUGAUAAGAAUGUAGGUUUUUUUCUUUCGUUCUUAUAUCUACUCACUCAUUUCGUGCGAUAUGCAUCAAUAAAGAAAAUAUCUGUGUAAAUUUUUAUUAUCGUCACGUGCGUAAAAAAGUCAACAAAAUAUAUAAUUAUUAUUUAUCAAUCAGUUAAGUAAGACUUAUGCCAUUCUUUAUUCCAACAGAGUGAAUUCUUUGUGUUUUUUCUAGUCAUGGAUAAUUCAAAAUCUAAAACGGAAACUGUUCAAACAAACGAACACUCUAAUAAAGUAUCGGAUCACUCAGUUACACGCCAACAAUCUGAUUUAGCAAAUGAAAUAAUGAAUGAUGAUAUGGUUCAUAUUCGACUUGGUGAUAUUAAAAAAGAUAAAAAUUUAACCGAAGAAGAUAAAUCCAAAGUGGAAAAGUAG